AAAGGACUCGGUUUGAGCCUGCAGGAUGGGAUCCAAGCAGAGGAGGAAGCCGCUCCUGGGUUGGAAACUGAAUCAACCCUGCACCAAGGGCCAUCAGUGGGGCCGGAAGACUCUUCAAGAUCCCAGCGCAAACCCAGGAGCGCAGGACCCGCAGCAGGACAACAGCUCUUGAAGACCAAGGCUGGAGUUGGGGUCCCAAAGCCAAGUGAUGGUGUUGCUGGCGAGGCUCCAUCCCUCUUUGAAGAGACUUUGGAGAUUGAUGUGGGCCUCACUGCUAUGACAGAAAGUGAGGAGAAGGAGCUGGACCUCCCUGUCCUACAGCAACAAGAGGAUGCCCAAGGCCUGACAAGCAAAGAGAAGCAAAAGCAAAGGAAGCGGAAGGAAAAGGGUUUGCUGGGAGAAAGAGGGAGGAGGAAGGAUAAAGUGGUGGAAAGAAAAAGAGGGAGGAAGGAGGAUAAACUGGAUGAAAGCCCUGGGGAUGCGAUGGAAAGCAUCAAGGAGGAAAGUGCUGAUGGGAGCAGCAGUAAGACAAGGGCACAGGGAAGAGCCAAGAAAGGGAGCAACAACAACAGCAAGAAAGAGGGUGGCAUGAAGAAAAAGCAGAAGAAGGGACAAGAGGGGAAGCACAAGGAGGUUAAAAAGGUGGGAAAGAUGGGGAAGAAGACAAUAAAGAAGGAAAAGCUGGAAGAGGAGCAAGAGCUGGAGAAGGCAAAUGAAGAGGAAGGAGCGAAUGGAGUGGGAGAUGAACUGGAGGAGAAAGAUGGGGUGGGAAAGGGAAGUGAAGACAGGGAAGGGGUGAAGGAGGAGGAGGAGAAAGGGGAUGAAGGAUGUGGAGAGACACAGAGUGCAGGUAUCAAGGAAGAGGUGAAGGAUGAGGAGGGUGAGGAAGGGAAGGGAGAUGUGCCACGGAAAAGGACGGUUAAAAAGGCAGAGGAAGAGAAGGGGGAGAAGAGUGAAGAGGAGGAAACCCCGAGGAAGAAGCCAAAGAGGGAAUCUAAGGAAGAAGGAGGGGAAAAGAGCAAUAAAAAGGCUAAAAAGAAGAAAGAGGAAGAAAAAGAGGCCACUGAAAAGAAGUGGAAAUGGUGGGAAGAGGAGAAGAAAGAAGAUGGGAUAAAAUGGAUCCAGCUGGAGCACCGAGGACCCUACUUUGCCCCCCUCUAUGAGCCACUGCCUGAGGAUGUGCAGUUCUAUUAUAAUGGCAAACCCAUGAAGCUGAGCCUGGCCACGGAGGAAGUUGCCACGUUCUAUGCCAAAAUGCUUGAUCAUGAAUAUACAACCAAAGAGAUCUUCCAGACCAACUUCUUCAAUGACUGGAGGAAGGAGAUGACCUCAGCGGAGCGGAAGGUAAUCAAGGACCUGGACAAGUGCGACUUCAGUGCGAUCCACAAGUACUUUGUGGACAAAAAUGAGGCACGUAAAGCGCUCCCCAAAGAGGAGAAGCAGAAACUGAAGGAGGAGGCGGAUAAGAUCCAGGAGGAAUACGGGUAUUGCAUCCUCGAUGGGCACCGGGAGAAGAUAGGCAACUUCAAAACUGAGCCACCAGGGCUCUUCCGUGGCCGUGGUGACCACCCCAAGAUGGGGAUGCUGAAGAAGAGGAUCAUGCCAGAAGAUGUUAUCAUCAACUGCAGCAAGGACUCCAAGAUCCCUGAGCCCCCACAAGGACACAAGUGGAAGGAGGUGCGCUGCGAUAACACCGUUACCUGGCUGGCCUCGUGGACAGAGAACAUCCAGCACACAUUGAAGUACAUCAUGCUGAACCCCAGCUCCAAGCUGAAGGGACAGAAGGACUGGGAGAAGUAUGAGGUAGCUCGACGCUUAAAGGAUGUCGUCCACAAGAUCCGUGCCCAGUACCGGCUCGAUUGGAAGUCCAAGGAGAUGAAGGAGCGGCAAAGAGCAGUGGCCCUGUACUUCAUCGAUAAGUUGGCCCUGCGAGCUGGCAAUGAGAAGGAGGAAGGUGAGACCGCAGACACAGUUGGCUGCUGCUCCCUGCGUGUGGAGCACAUCAGGCUGCACCCUGAGCUGGAUGGGCAGAAGCACGUGGUGGAGUUUGACUUCCUUGGGAAAGACUCCAUCCGUUACUACAACAAAGUGUCCGUGGAGGAGCCGGUGUUCAAGAACCUGAAGCUGUUUAUGAAGAACAAGGGCCCUGCAGAUGACCUCUUUGACAGGCUCAAAACGUCCAUCCUGAACAAACACCUCCAGAAUCUGAUGGAUGGUUUGACUGCCAAAGUGUUCAGGACCUACAACGCCUCCAUCACCCUGCAGGAGCAGCUCAAGGCCCUUACUAAUUCUGAAGACAGUGUUGCAGAAAAGCUCCUCGCCUACAACCGAGCUAACCGAGCGGUGGCCAUCCUGUGCAACCAUCAGAGGUCUACACCAAAAACCCAUGAGAAAUCAAUGCAAAUCCUCCGGACCAAGAUCGAUGCCAAGAAACAAAAAGUGGAGGAAGCUCAAGAAGAGCUGAAGAAAGCUGAAGACGAGUUCAAUGACACAAAAGAUGCCAAAGCAGAAGCCAAUGUGGCGAAGAAGAAGAAGAAGUUGAAGCAGCUGGAAGAGCAGCUCGCCAAGUUGAAUGUCCAGGCCACAGAUAAAGAGGAGAACAAGCAGAUAGCUCUGGGCACAUCCAAGCUGAAUUACCUGGACCCCAGGAUUAGUAUAGCUUGGUAA
Molecule: messenger RNA, 2667 nt
Organism: Neopsephotus bourkii (Bourke's parrot)
Lineage: Eukaryota; Metazoa; Chordata; Aves; Psittaciformes; Psittacidae
Gene: TOP1MT
Product: DNA topoisomerase I mitochondrial
Exons: 16
Coding region: 277-2667 (796 amino acids)
Biological process (GO): DNA replication; DNA topological change
Cellular component (GO): chromosome; mitochondrial nucleoid
Molecular function (GO): DNA topoisomerase type I (single strand cut, ATP-independent) activity; DNA binding
Source: RefSeq, a predicted model, not a curated record